AUGCCUCAUCUUUGCUACAAUUGUCAAGUUAUACUUUGCGCCAUUGAUCAACGUUUCACUGAUGGGGGAAUCAAUGAUUCUGGUGAUAAAUAUUAUAACUCCUCUCUGUUCACCGGCGGAUUUCGGGGAUGGAUCACAGCUGCGACAGAAGGUACAUGCGACCUCUGCUCCCUCACGUAUUUCAAUCCUGAGCCUGAUCUAUACAAGGAGGCUUUGGACGAGAUAAGCCACCAUGGAGAGAUGACGUGUAUUCUGACUGCAGUACUCCAGUUGAAGGCUUUAGGCGGCGAGGCGGGCAGCUCGACAUGGGGUCCAAGAACCGUAACUGCAAUUCGUGGCUGGCUAGACGAAUGUAUCUCAUCACACGAUGAAUGCAGAACCCCCUCAAACUUUGCGCUUCCGAUGCGUCUUCUGGACGUGAGCCCAGCAGGAACCAGGACCGCCGUCCCUACCACCGUCGACGAUAUCAACAGUUUGUCGAUUGAUGUUUUGCCUCAAGUCAAGCUAUUCUCGACGGCGGACCUCCCCAGUGACACCAAGUAUUUAACUUUGAGUCAUUGCUGGGGUACGGGAGUUUCUAUGAAACUCCCGAACAAGCUACUCAACAUAUACGAAAGCCAAAUCCCGCUUGUCGAUCUUUCAAGCCCUGAGGCAAAAGUGUUCAAAGAAGCAAUAUGGAUUACCAGAUGUUUGGGGUAUCGUUACUUAUGGAUUGAUGCACUAUGUAUCAAUCAAGAGGAUGAGACCGAGAAAUCAAUUGAGAUUUCUCAAAUGGACCAGAUCUUCAGUGGAGCAGAAGCCAACUUAUCUGCCACAUCGGCAUCGUCUGGCGCCGACGGUAUGAUAUUCAAUCGGGAGCACAGUCUGUACGAGCUAUUUCCUUGUGAAUGGAAAGAACCUGCCCUAGAAAAGACCCAAGAUGAAAUGCUUCAAGAAAAGAAGGACUAUUUGGUGGUACGUGUACCAAGGGAGAUUAUCGUUUGUGAGCCAGUCAACAAACGGGCAUGGGUAUUCCAAGAGCGCAUUCUAGCCCCGCGGGUCAUCCACUUUUGCAGAAACAGGAUACAUUGGGAGUGUACGCGAGAGACUGCCACGGAGCUGCAGAACUACUCACCCUGGAUUAUUGAAGAAAAAGGGAUUGGCUAUUCCCAUACCAAAUACGCCCGGUAUGCGUCAAUGGAAGGGAUUGACGACACUAAGAUGGGAAAGAAGGAUUGGUGCCACCGAUUCCGGGGUCUCGUGGAUCACUACUCUUACACUUCGCUCACGUUCCCUCAAGACAGGUUAGCUUCACUUGCUGAUAUUGCAAAGAAGAUCAGUGUUGAUGGAGGUCUGAGAGAGAACGAGUACUUUGCAGGUCUAUGGGGACCUGAUCUACCAGAGGCGUUGAUGUGGAAGGCUAACCACAAAGCCGGAGUAAGGAAGUGGGAUCCUGAACACGUCGGGUAUAUCGGCCCGUCGUGGUCUUGGGCUGGAUGCGAAGCUGAGACAAUAAUCGGCGGAAAGGAUUAUCGUGACGAGUGGGAGAGCUUAGUUACUGUAAUCCAUGUCUGGACAGUGCCUAAUAUACCUGGCGGUAGCCGGUUUGGGGCGCUCGCUGAUGGAGCGUUGAUUCUGAAGGGCCGGCUUGUGGAAAUGCACCGCAAGAGGAUCGGUGAUGCGUUCGUGGUAUCAAUAAGAGAUGGUGAUUCCAAUUCUGAAAGAAAAUUGUACUUCGAAGCAAGAACUGCGCAAAGCAUUAAAGAGUGGGAAAAUCAUCCCGCCGGAAUCAUGAAACAGUUAAGCAUCUGCUGGGAUCGAUAUACGAUGGCCUUCGACCGUGCGGCUCUUCCUGCACAACAGGUCGACACGUCCCUGGAUUUGAGUUCCUGGCCCAAGAUCGAGCCAGAGGUCUUUUAUCUUUUACCGAUCUGUCAAUAUCCUAUGCCACACCUUUCCAGGGAGGAUAAUUGUUUCCCAGUAGAGGGGUUGGUUCUGUGUCGCGAUGAUACUACUGGCAGCUUUAGACGAGUUGGAAUUUUCAAUACGUGCGUGGCCUGGGCCGUCGGGACUAAUAAGGAGUUGAAGCUGCGGUUACUGAAAGUCCCCGAAACGGAGUUGACGAUUGUCUGA
Molecule: messenger RNA, 2112 nt
Organism: Fusarium coffeatum
Lineage: Eukaryota; Fungi; Ascomycota; Sordariomycetes; Hypocreales; Nectriaceae
Exons: 2
Coding region: 1-2112 (703 amino acids)
Source: RefSeq, a predicted model, not a curated record